Messenger RNA from Micromonas pusilla CCMP1545, 1437 nucleotides. RefSeq lists its product as uncharacterized. The transcript has 3 exons. The record is from RefSeq and is a predicted model, not a curated record. Gene Ontology annotation, molecular function: magnesium ion binding; phosphopyruvate hydratase activity. Gene Ontology annotation, biological process: glycolytic process. Gene Ontology annotation, cellular component: phosphopyruvate hydratase complex. The coding region runs from base 1 to 1437 and encodes 478 amino acids. NCBI's taxonomy places the organism in Eukaryota, Viridiplantae, Chlorophyta, Mamiellophyceae, Mamiellales, Mamiellaceae.
AUGUCCAUCCAGGAGUAUAUUGAGGAGCAUGCUCUCGGCAAGAAGGUUGAGGAUGUAAUAAAUGCCGCCGUCAAGGCCAAGGCACCUGAGCCGAUCUCUUUCAUGGCAGAAUACCUUAAAAAGCAAACUCCAGCCGCCAUUACGAAGAUCGUCGGCCGUCAGAUAUUUGACUCUCGCGGAAAUCCUACUGUCGAGGCUGACGUCUACACGUACAAGGGAAUGUUUCGCGCUAUGACUCCUUCUGGAGCCUCUACCGGCAUCCACGAAGCGGUAGAGCUUCGGGACGGCGACAAAGAAAAGUGGAUGGGAAAAGGUGUGUUAAAGGCUGUGGAGAACAUCAACACCAUCAUUGCCCCUGCGCUCAUCGGUAAGGAUCCUGCCGAUCAAAAAAUGAUAGACGAUCUCAUGAUCGAGCUAGAUGGUACUAAGAACAAAGGUAAACUUGGCGCUAACGCCAUCCUCGCUGUCUCUAUGGCAGUUUCGAAGGCAGGCGCGGCGGAGAAGGGAGUCCCACUUUACAAGCACAUCUCUGAGCUCGCAGGAAAUUCGAAGCUUGUGCUUCCUGUGCCCGCUUUCAAUGUGAUAAACGGCGGGUCACAUGCAGGUAACAAGCUUGCCAUGCAGGAAUUCAUGAUUCUCCCUGUCGGCGCUUCCACGUUCGCAGAAGCUAUGCGAAUGGGCUCCGAGGUUUAUCAUAACCUCAAGUCUGUAAUCAAGAAGAAGUACGGUCAGGACGCCUGCAAUGUCGGAGAUGAAGGAGGGUUCGCGCCGAACAUUCAGGAAAACAGAGAAGGUCUCGAAUUGCUCAAGGAAGCUAUCGAGAAAGCGGGAUACACUGGAAAGAUCAAGAUAGGCAUGGAUGUCGCAGCAGCUGAAUUUUACACGGCUGAUGAUAAGAUGUAUGACCUUGACUUCAAGACUGAAAAUAAUGAUGGGUCUCUGAAGAAGACUGGUGAGGAAAUGAUUGCUAUGUACAAAGAGUUCUGCUCUGAGUAUCCUAUUGUCUCCAUUGAGGACCCGUUCGACCAGGAUGAUUUCGAGAACACGGGCACUCUGACUGCGUCGGGUGUGUGCCAGGUAGUUGGGGAUGACCUCCUCGUGACAAACCCUGAGCGCGUCGCGACUGCCAUCGAGUCAAAGGCAUGUAAUGCACUGCUCCUCAAGGUGAACCAGAUUGGUUCAAUCACCGAGGCGAUUGAGGCAGUGCGGAUGUCCAAGAAGGCUGGUUGGGGCGUCAUGGCGUCUCACCGCUCUGGCGAGACGGAGGAUUCAUAUAUCGCAGAUUUAGCGGUAGGCCUUGCCACUGGCCAGAUCAAAACUGGAGCGCCCUGUCGGUCUGAGCGCCUCUCGAAAUACAAUCAACUAUUGCGAAUUGAAGAAGAGCUUGGUUCAGAAGCAUCGUAUGCCGGCGAGAACUACCGACACAUAGGCUGGUAA